This is a messenger RNA of Thelazia callipaeda (thelaziosis nematode), 1167 nucleotides long. Lineage: Eukaryota; Metazoa; Nematoda; Chromadorea; Rhabditida; Thelaziidae. The record is from the annotation of a GenBank genome assembly.
AUGGCCAGUAUUGGAAGCAGACGAAAGAAUCCACUGAAUUUAAGUCUACCUGCAACUGUGAAAGAAAAAAAUGAACUGAAGAAAGAUGGAGCAAAAGCUGAUACUGUUGAUACCUCAACCUGCUCGUUAGAAGAUCAAAUCAAGCAAAUGACACUCACAGAGCCUCAAAAACUUCGAAUGCGAGAAUGGAUGAAAGAAAAGAAAUUGGUACCACUGAAUGAGUUAAACGAAGAUAUGCUGGAGAAAAUGUGUGAAUUAGGGCAUGGUAAUGGUGGUGUUGUCAGCAAAGUUAUACACAAACCUAGUAAAAUUAUCAUGGCCAGGAAGCUUGUCCAUUUGGAAGUAAAGCCAUCUGUAAGAUCACAAAUUUUAAAGGAGUUGGAUGUAUUAAACAAAUGCAGCAGUCCAUAUAUUGUUGGCUUCUAUGGUGCUUUUACUGAUAAUAACGACAUAUCUAUAUGCAUGGAGUAUAUGGAUGGAUUAUCAUUAGAUGUUGUAUUAAAAAAGGUUGGGAAGCUUAAAGAAUCGCGUUUAGGUCGCAUUGCUGUUGCAAAUUCAUACAGAUUUCACUCCUCUUUAUUGGUUCUAGAUGUAAAACCUUCAAACAUAUUGGUCAAUAGUCGUGGGGAAAUUAAACUGUGUGAUUUUGGUGUGUCGGGUAUGCUGAUUGAUAGCAUGGCUAAUAGUUUUGUUGGUACUCGAUCUUAUAUGGCUCCAGAAAGACUGACUGGAAGUCACUACAAUGUACAGUCCGAUGUUUGGAGUUUUGGUUUGUCUCUUGUAGAAUUGUCAAUUGGAAGAUAUCCAGUUCCAUCACCUACAGCAAAAGAGUUUGCUGAGAUUUUCAACAUACCAGAAGAAAAAUUAGAAUUCCCUGAAGGCGCAGUAUUGCCAACUUCUGGUACACCCUCAACACCGAGGACUAUGGCAAUUUUUGAAUUGCUUGACUACAUCGUAAAUGAGCCUCCACCUUUAUUGCCAAAAAAUAUAUUCACUGAUAAUUUUAUCGAUUUCGUUGGAAGAUGUGUCAAAAAGAAUCCUAUAGAAAGGGCAAAUUUGAAAACGUUAAGCAGUCAUGAGUUUUUCUUAAAACAUGCAAAUGCUGAGGAUUGUGGCGAAUUUGCACAGUUUAUACAGCAGACAAUAAGUUUGAACAAUCACUCUUAA